Messenger RNA from Cryphonectria parasitica EP155, 1629 nucleotides. RefSeq lists its product as uncharacterized. Bases 1 to 984 code for a protein of 327 amino acids. The transcript has a single exon. The record is from RefSeq and is a predicted model, not a curated record. Gene Ontology annotation, molecular function: hydrolase activity. Lineage: Eukaryota; Fungi; Ascomycota; Sordariomycetes; Diaporthales; Cryphonectriaceae.
AUGGGGCUCCUUCAACAGUUCGGAAUCCGCCGACCAGAUGAAUGGGAGCCACCCACCCUUCUCGACCACUUCUUGAGCUCUCCGCUCCACUGCCUCAUCGCCCAUAUCUACCAUAUCCUCAUCUUUCUACGUGGCAGGCCCUUUCGACCGCCAAAGGACAAGCGCUCGAUCAGGAUCGUCUGCCUGUCAGAUACGCACGAUCUUAUCGUGCCCAAUGUGCCCGACGGCGACCUCCUCAUCCACGCCGGUGACCUGACCAACGCUGGCACCGUCGAGGAUAUCCAGCGGCAGAUCGACUGGUUGGACUCGUUGCCUCACCGCCACAAGAUUGUCAUCGCAGGGAACCAUGACAGCUGGUUUGACGUGCGGUCCCGAAGGCCAGAGGACAAGACGGCCCGGAGGCGGGUCGACUUCAAGAGGCUGCACUACCUGCAGAACAGCUCUGUGUCGUUGGAUUUUGCAGACGGGAGAAGGCUCAAUAUCUACGGUGCUGCUGACCUUCCUGUCUGUGGGGGUGAUGAGUUUGCCUUUCAAUACCCACCUCAAAUCAAUCCGUGGGCGGGCCGGAUCCCCAUAGACAGCGACGUUUUGGUCACUCACACGCCCCCGCGGUGGCAUCGAGAUCUGGGCCUGGGCUGUCCUGGCCUUCUCGGGGAGGUGUGGAGGGUGAGACCCAGGCUGCAUGUAUUUGGCCACGUUCAUUGGGGCCGGGGCCAGGAAAGUGUCUAUUUUGACGAGUGUCAGAGGGCCUACGAGACCUUCAUGUCCACGACGCCUCGAGGGCCUCUCUUGGACUUCUUUCCGAAUCGCGACUGGAUCACCGCUGCCAAAGUCAUCUACUAUGGCCUGAACGCGAUCCUCUUCAAAUAUCUCAUGCUAGGUCCUGGAUCCAACAACGCGAGCCUCAUGGUCAACGCGGGUUGUAUGAAAGGCAACACGGGUAGGCUUCAGAAGAAAAAUGCUGCACAGGUUGUGGCGAUAUGAUUCUCAUCAAAGUUUUCAUCCGCCUUGCAUCUUAUGUCUCAUCUCCAGCUUAUUGUUGCGGUAAUGACUCAUCAGAAAGAAAUAGCAGCAUGGAAGAGGAAAACAGGGAAAAAAGAAAUGAAGAAACAAAAAGGGAUAUUUUCUCGAGAAAAAAAAGUAUGCAAUUUAUAAUUCCACACGAACUGAAACCAGAUCAAACGAAGAACGUCCCUGCAGCAGCAACAGCCACCAUCAGCAGCGCCAGAGCGCUCAUACCGUUGGGACUGGCAGCAGCGCCAGCAGUGAAGGGGCUCGCUGUAGCCUGCGGUUUCCUAUACGCGCCCGUGGCGGCCGUCACAUUUACAGUCUGCGUCGGAUCGAACACCUUGGGCACUGUCAAUGUCACUGUCGACUCCCCCUUGUAUCCACAGCGGUCGCAGGUCUGCGUGAGCGUCGCCAGAGGAAUAAUGUUGGCCUCCUUGGCCGUCGGGCAGACAGUAAUCGUGCUGCAGUACGUAAGUGUCUCGAGCUGCGCGGGGUUGGUGCUGCACACGGUGACGUAGGUAACAGUCGACGUGAUUGUCUGCGUGACGGUUGCGUUGCCUUUGGACGAGCCCUUCCUGCCGAGUGCUGGGGCGGGUUUGGGGGCGGUCGAGUUCGCGCCAU